Molecule: messenger RNA, 1438 nt
Organism: Manihot esculenta (cassava)
Lineage: Eukaryota; Viridiplantae; Streptophyta; Magnoliopsida; Malpighiales; Euphorbiaceae
Product: origin of replication complex subunit 6
Exons: 10
Coding region: 278-1126 (282 amino acids)
Biological process (GO): DNA replication initiation; DNA replication
Cellular component (GO): nuclear origin of replication recognition complex
Molecular function (GO): DNA binding
Source: RefSeq, a predicted model, not a curated record
UCCAUCAUCAAGCCAAUCCCAGUUCCCAAAGGGGUAGUUAGUCUACUCUUGGCGCCGAGAAGGCUUAAACUUCCCGCAAAUUCCCCAAAUUCAUGCGCGCCAAACCUUCAAAAUAUGCGAAAAUUUUUUUGCCCGGAAUAAUCUUUCCCGCCAUGUCCGCCAGUUUAUUUUCCUUCUUCGUUCCCCUCUUUUUUUCUUCAAAUGCAAGAGAACCGUUUCUCUCCUUUGAUUCGCUCAGUCUUGAUCAAACAAACAAGCAAAUCCUUUCAUCAAGCUAAUGGAUUUGUCAGAAAUUGCUAAGAAACUUGGUCUCUCCGAAUCCAAAAAUCUGGUCCGAAAAGCGUCGGAGCUCCGCCGCCUAUGCGACGUCCAGUUCGAUUCAUCCAUCAUCGGAGUUGGAGAGGUUUGUAAGGCGAUAAUCUGCUUGGAAAUUGCCGCCACAAGGUUUCAAGUGAUUUUUGAUAGGCAGGCAGCAAUCAGGUUGAGUGGAAUGUCAGAGAAGGCUUACAAUCGAUCCUUCAAUUUGCUGCAAAACAGUCUCGGUGUCAAGGCAAAGCUCGACAUUAGAGAACUAGGGAUUCAAUUCGGAUGCGUUAGGCUCAUUCCUUUCGUGAAAAAUGGUUUAUCAUCGUACAAGGAACGGUUUCUUGCAUCAUUGCCAGCUUCGAGAAGAACAACUGCUGACUUCACCCGCCCUGUAUUCACAGCAGUUGCAUUCUACUUGUGUGCAAAGAAACACAAGCUCAAGAUAGAUAAGCUUAAAUUGAUCGAAGUUUGUGGCACAUCUGAAUCUGAAUUCAAAUGUGUUUCCACCUCCAUGAAGGAUCUCUGUCAUGAUAUUUUUGGGAUCUCAAAGGAAAAGAAGGAUCCAAGAGAGGUAAAGGGCAACCGAGAUCUGCUGGAUGUAUUACCCGAGAAAAGAAAAUUUGAGGAUGGUGGUUACUUAUCUGAUGAUGGAGAAGAGCAUUCAAGUUACAAGAAGCGUAAAAGAAUGGAUAAAGUUGCUUAUGAGGAGUGGAAGUCCUCUAUCAUUUCAUCAAAUGGCAAGAAUAAGGCAAAAGGUACAUGCAAGCGGACCAGGCAAACUCGCCUAAACUUUCUCAAAGAAGUUCCUGAGACUGCAUGAUUGAAAGCUUUAUGAAAGAUAGGACCAUUGGUCAUACCAUGACUUUUUAGUUGAAAUAUUCUUUUGGAAAUUCAUAUACAAGUAAAGAAGGAAAAAAAUGCUCUGUUAUAUUAUCCUGGAAAAUAGAUCACUGCUUUUGAUUGGUUCUAUUAAUUCUAUCGAUGCUUACCUUCAAUUUGCUGCAUGAAUGGUGAACAAGAAAAUAGGUAGUAUUGAAGCAGAAUGUUCUAUUGUAAUUACUGAAAUUGUAUAUAAUUAUUAUUAUUCACUUAAUUAUAAUAUUUUCAAUUGUCUUAACAAAAUUUUCUUUGA